This is a messenger RNA of Morchella importuna, 1971 nucleotides long. RefSeq lists its product as uncharacterized. The record is from RefSeq and is a predicted model, not a curated record. NCBI's taxonomy places the organism in Eukaryota, Fungi, Ascomycota, Pezizomycetes, Pezizales, Morchellaceae. The coding region runs from base 1 to 1971 and encodes 656 amino acids. The transcript has 4 exons.
AUGCACCUGCAUGUUCCCCGCCGAUUCCCCGCUCUAAGUGAUAUGACCAGAGAAAAUCAUUGCCAAUAUAUACGUGACACCACAUCUGUCGUUAAGUAUAAGUUUCCAGGUGUGGUAGCAUUCGAUAUUCAUACCAGAGACUUUGGACAUUGUCACAUCUCCACAACGACCGGCAACGAAUCAAGAACCAUCGACCGAAAGAUGGCAUUGACACAUACCGUCCCCCUAAUGGACACUCAAUCUUUCUCGGAGGCUGAGCUGAUUAAACAUUUUACGUAUUCCUACAUACCUCUUCGCCAGGUCCGGAGAGCUGCGAGUCGGCGACCCAAUGGCCGCAUUGCUACAGAAAGCAUAUGGCUAAGAAUAAUCGGACACCUCGACGACAGCGUAUGCCUCUACCAGAAGCAGAAGACUCUCCAUUCCCUUUCUCUGACCUGUCGAUUCUUCAACGAAUUCGCUACAAGAGCUCUUUAUCAAACCCUUGAUCUGCAGUACCACGGAGAGCGGGAUUCGGGAAUAUCCGAAUGCACCUGCUCGACCCAUAAAAAGCUAGCGAUCGACUCGACUCGACCACGCAAACGGCACCCCCUCAGAAACAAACUCAAUAGGCUCAUUCGGAGUCUCCGUUCUCGACCCAAUUUGCCCGGAAACGUUUUGCACUUGAAACUCCCGCAUGAGUACCCCAUUCCCAAGCUCAUUGAGCAGUCAUCCGAUGGAGAUGACCCAAAUCCCAUUACUACGAAGUGGUUUGAGAUAUUCAGAAUAUGUUCUCCUGGACUGAAUACUGUUGUAGGGCUGGAUGCUUUGUUGGAGGAAUUUCUGGAUCGCGGCAGCCUGAGGCUAGAUAUUGGUUACAAGUUGUGGGCAGCUCUGGAGAGGAAUAAGAAGUGGCAGGAGUGGGAUUUUACUGCCUGGUCCCUAGCAUAUCUUCCUGGCCUCGAUAUUUUGGGGUUCCCACCACCAGAACCCCCGGCGGAUCCUGGCUGGAGUAUUGGAAGGCUUCAGCAAACAUUUGCGAGCUGGAAGAACCUUAAGCACGUUACUUUGAGAGAAACGGCUUGGUUACAAGGUGCCCUUCACUCACUCCCGAAACUGCAGUCGGUGACUAUCAAUGCGGGCGCAUUCACAAAUUUCGAUAACAUAUUCCUGCAUAUUCCUGCAAAGAACCUUCAAUCGUUAUCGUACAACUGUGAGGAGCUGCACGCUGAGGAUUUCCGAUCAAAGGGGCCUGGUUACUUGACCUCGGAGCCUUUCGAACCAUUAAUUAAGUUUCUGGAAGACACAAACUCGUCGCCUUCGAUCCUACCGGUUCUCAAGAAAAUCAGCAUUAAUUUUCAAUGGUGGAACGAUGAACACAAGCCAUACAGCUCUGGGAUGGGUUUCCGCCAACUCAUAUCUUCAAUUUUUAGCUCGGUCCCAAUGCUGGAAGAGUUGAACUUGACCUUAUCAACCUAUCACGAACGAAUCAUUGGGACCGAAGAGACGAAUGACCUUGUGCAAGAGUUCGAACAGCAAUCAAUCGCCAACACAGUUCAUGCCCCUAACCUUCGAAGCAUGUCUCUGUCAGUUCCAGCACAAACGAAUACAGAAUGGUUGGCAAGAAAAAUCGCUUCUAGAGCCUUUCCAAAUCUUAGAAGCUUCACCUUCCAGUCUUCUUUGAGUAAAGGCGAAUUUAGCGAAUGCACAAUAUGUACUGAGUUUGAGGAUGCAAAGUCGGUGCGGGACCUGGCAAGAGGGUCCGGAACAAACCUAAUAAUACUUGCCCCAUUUUUUCUAUGGACGAGAACUACAUGUAGGAUGUUGGUCAAAGAGAUAAUAAACAAAAAUCUCGUUAGGAUUAGGUGCCACUCCUUUUAUAAUUCGAUUGCAAGCUUCGGGUUUUGGCUUGCUGUGUACGAAAUGAAUGGCUCUGUUCGAAUCACCUUGGCCGGGGUUUGUUUAGGAUUAAUAUUUCCUUGCGAUUGUUGCUAG